CAUCACUGUCGCUAGUGUCGUUCUUUCACGAGGUGACCGGGAAAACGGCAGAAAUGUGAGGUCCACCUUGCGAUUAGAUUGGAGGAAGAUCAAAUCCAAAUUUGGUCGCGCACGAGGGAAGUUAAUUUCGAUGUCCGGCGGGAAACGGGCGAACGGCAUUGCCGCCUUCAGCAGAGAGGAGUACGACAACUAUCGGAAAUCUCUCGCGUCGAAGAAAGAAUGGCCUGGUUUCAACAUCAGGACUAAUUCGCAAGUGACGAACGUGCCGAUGCUGCUCAUGGAGCUGUACCGACUAGUGCCCUACAAGGAUGGCCGCUACGUGAACUUUCACCCGUUCAACAUGCCUCUUAUUAAAGUGCGUAAGAUCAACCUAGUCGGGACUGUCACGGGCGUCUCGCGCAACGUCAACAACCUGGCACUGACAAUCGAGGACGGGACGGGCGAGGUGGAGGUUAACUACAGACUGGAGCCGUACAUGUCCGAGUUGAAGCAACGGCAGGAGAUCGACGAGAGAUACAGGAGCAGAGCUGGAAAUUUGAGAGCCGACGGGGCGACGGCCUCGACCAGUAAAGAUUGCCCGAAGAAGUUCCCCGAGACACGUCCAGCAUUCCGUUAUCCGCGCGGUGUGUCGCUGCGCGAUAUUGCUGUCCUGGAGAACGAGUGGUGGCUGGAAACAAAAGGUGGUUUGUUGGGCAAGGAAAUCCAGCCGUAUGACCACGUGUAUGUCGUCGGAUACCCGUGCAUCGACACGUUGUUCCAAAGGAUACCGGAACAAGUUACAGCGGAGUUUGUCGAGCGCUCGAGAAUGACUGUGUUCGCGAUGUCCGUCGCGUGCAUUUCCGAGAAGAUGUACAAUGAGAAGCUGCUAACGUGGAUGGGCACCACCAUUCGCCAAAGGUACACGGAGGACACGGGCUAUUAUGCACGAGACAAAUGGCGGGGUCCACAAAAGUGAAACGUUGAAACUCUGUGAUACAUGUUUUUAUAGAUUUUUUAUACAAGAUUUUUAUAUAUUGAAUACUGUUAUAUCGUUCAACGGAUUAAAGUUAUGUGAAACUCUCUCAAUCUAA
Messenger RNA from Vollenhovia emeryi, 1070 nucleotides. RefSeq lists its product as uncharacterized. The record is from RefSeq and is a predicted model, not a curated record. Lineage: Eukaryota; Metazoa; Arthropoda; Insecta; Hymenoptera; Formicidae. The coding region runs from base 131 to 955 and encodes 274 amino acids. The transcript has 4 exons.